UCCCCCAGCCCAGGCCCCUCCAGCCCCCGCCCAGCAGGGGGCACUAAGGACUGAGUGGUUCCCCCCACUGUUCCUGGCUGUUGUGAGCAGUGGGGGAAGCUUGGAAGGGGAGGGUUGCGAUGGUUCUUUACUAGACCCCUCCCUGCCCGUCGGGCGGAGCUGUCUGGCCGGCCUGGGUCCCCCCGGGAAGCAGUGCAGUCUGCCCUCUAACCAGGCCAGGCUGACAGCCCCUAGCUGGCAGAGUAUUAUGUGCCUGCCUUGUCGACCUGUUUUCCCUGCAGCUGCCUCGGAGGGACGGAGCAGAACAGAUAAAGCUGAGGUGUGUUAAAGAGGGGUAGUGGAGACCGGGAGGGGAGGGAGAGCAGCCGCUGCACUUUCCCCUGGUCACAGCACAGAUACCACGGGGCACCCAAGGGAACUGACAGUCAGCAAAAGGGAAUGUUUUAGAGAAUGCACAUGCAGUCUGUGGAACUCACUGCCACUAGAUUAAGAGCUGGGUAGGGUUAAAAAAGAAUCCGAUUUUUCUAUGGAGAAUGAGAACAGUACAAAGAAGAAACCUGGCUGCCUCCUGCAGGGCAGGGGCCAAUCCCAGCUGCUGUACCCAGGGCUGUGGGAUGGCCUGUCAGGGCAGGCUCCUGUGCCCCCCCUAGAGGCAGUCAGUGCUCCAGGACACGGGGCUGCUCCAGGCUAGCAAUCUCGCUGCCGUCACUGCUGCUCCUCUGGCCUGGCUGCGGGGCUGUGGGAAUGGCUCUGAAUGUGGCCCCUGCCGCAGCUCCUGGCCCCUGCUGGGUGCCCUCAGGAGCAGUCUCCUGAGCAUCUCUGGUUGCUAUGGGGCCAGUGUCAUUACACAGUGCGGCACUGGGGCUGUGGAACUGCCCUGGCCUCCCCCAGGGCUAAUUAUGCAAGGAGGGGGUGGGGCAGAGGGGUGCCUGCAGCUGCCUCUGAUGGUGCUGAGCACAGCUCUCUGCCCAUGGGGCACGCAGGAGGCUGCGCUCUGCCUUAUUUGUCUGUGUUCCUGGCACACAGCAGGGCUGGCUCCUGGCCUCAGUGCCCCGGAACAGCCAGUGGCAAGGCCUUCCCCGCAGCAGCUGCCCCCUCCGGUUGGACCCCGUCCCUGCCAAGCCAGGCCCCACGCACUGGCAAUACACCUUGUGAGCUGCUCGCCAGAGACCCCUUGCCCCAGGGCUGUGAGCUUGGAGCACCAGGAGACCUGGCACGUACCAAACCGAAGGCCGUGAGAUGGGAGCUCAGUGAUGGGGCUGGGCAGUGGCCUUGGGGUAUGGGAUGGUCCUGGGUACAAUGCCAGGCUCAGGCUUGUGCUCCAGAGUUGGAGCUGCCCCCCUAACGAACAGCUCUAGCCCCAUGGCAUGGGAAAACCUCCCAGACGGGCCCCCGGUAACCAGGGCAGGAGGCCUGCCUGAGUCUGCAGAGAGCCUGACGCAGGAGGGCAGAGGAGAAUGGCGGCUCGCAGCAGCGCAGGUGGCUGGCAGACCUGGCAGGUCUCUGCUGGCAGCUGGGGGCAGGCUGCCGCCGGGGGAGGCUCGUCUGGGGCCUGCAUGGACAGGUGAAAGGGAUCCUGGCAGCUCGUGUGCAGGGCAUUCCUGGGGCUGGCUGCUCUGUGGAUGGGGCGAGCAGUGCUGAGCUGGCAGGAGGAAGGGGCUGACCCCUCCCCCCCCAUAAGUGCAGCAAUUAGCGGCUCUGGCUCCUGAGCAACCACUAAUGGAGCCCCUGGCGGGGGCCCAAGGCCCUGCUGCUGAGCGGGGGCAGGGCUGGAGAGUGCUUCUCCUGGUGGGCACUAGCUGGGCUGGUUCUCCCUCUGCCCCACUUGGCAGAGUUCUUCUGAGAGGCCAUCUUGUCGCUGCCCCUCCCCUGCUGCGCCGCCAUUCCCCAGGCCACGUGGUAACAGCUCUGCCUUUGCCCCAUGGGGGUUUAGACAAGGGGCCUCUCACCCUAGGCAAGAGCAUGGCCACCCCAUACCAGCCUCACCACCCAGAGCUGGGUACGGUUGGACUCGUGCUGGCGCAGCGAGGCACACUGCUUACUCCUCCGUGUGUCCUUCGCCACCUGCUCUCCAGCCAGAGCUGCCUUCCCCUCCUGCAUAGAGGCAGAACCCCUGUCACCCCCAGGUUUGGCUUUAUGAACAAAACCUCCCAACCAGAGAACAGCUCAGCCCGUCUGCCCAGGCUGGGCUGCUCCAGGGCUCCUCUCUCCAGCCUACUCAGCCCACACCCUAGAUCCUCUCUCCCCAGGGAGCCACUGCCCCAGCCCUGACACCCAGCAGGGUAAUGACCCUGCCUGGGGGAGUCACCAGCACCCACUUUCCUGGCUGACAAGUGGGGCUCAGGAAUGCCAGUGCCAGCCUCACAAGGGCCUGCAGCCUCCUGCCCCAUCGGGCACUGGCUCCCGGAGAGGCUCAUUAGUGAUGUGCCCGCCUCUCUGGCUCAGCUGGGUCCCAGUGGAGCUGGGCAGUAAGUGCAGAAGGCUCAUGUGGGGAGGUCUUAAUGGCUGCGUGAGGGAGAGGCGCUUGCUGGGCCCGAGAUAGAGGCGGGGGCAGGAGGGGCGGUGGUUUCUGUUUCCUCAGACUGGAGCCUGAGCUGCCUCUGCCCAAGGAGCAGACAAGAAGAUGCUGCACAGACUCCUGCUGGGUGGCCUCCUCUGCACCACACUUCCUACCAGCUUCCUCAGCACAGCCUCAGCCCAUAACCUGCACCUCUGCGAGGGAUAUCCCAGCCCUGAUGGGCGCUACCACUCCGGCUUCUACUGCCCACGCCUCACUGACCCCCCUGCACACAGGUACUGCUGCCACCACGGAGACCACGCCCUCAAAUCCUGCUGCCCCCAGCUGGCCUUUGAGAGCCUGAGGAGGGUCAAUCUAUCCAACGUGCCCACCCCAGCCAGACUCAGGAACCCACUGCCCCUGCUGGCUGUGGGGCUCUACGGCCUCCUCGUCCUCACGCUCAUGAUCCUCGACUUCCUCCACUUCUGCAGACUCAACCAGCGCCGCGUCUACAGCCUCCUGGGCAGCAGCCGCCUGGGCAAGCGCCUGGCCAGCUCCUUCCCACACCGCUGCCCACGGCCCGGCCCGGCGCGAGGAGGGACCCAGCGGCAGGAGCUGCCCACGGCCCGGCCCGGCGCGAGGAGGGACCCAGCGGCAGGAGCUGCCCACGGCCUGGCCCGGCGCGAGGAGGGACCCAGUGGCAGGAGCUGCCCAUGGCCCGGCCCGGCGCGAGGAGGGACCCAGCGGCAGGAACUGGCUGUGACCAUGGCCCGGCCCAGCCAGGACAGCAAGUGUGAAGAGCGGGCACCACAGUGACUGGGGGUGAUACUUGGGGCAGAGGGCGUGUCAGCUGUAGGUAUUACAGAGGCACCGUUAGCAGAGCCUGGCGCGCUGCCACUGCGAUAAAGCGAGCCCACGCCUCAGCCCCGCACUGUUUGGCCUGGCCUGGUCCUUAUAAAGUGCCUAAGCUGCUUGACAGGCCAAGCCCUGUCCCCGAGUGCUCUGUCUGGGAUGUGACCUCUGGAGAAAGAGGAACCCUGGGGCGUGGGUAGGGGG
Mauremys reevesii (Reeves's turtle) is the source of this 3553-nucleotide messenger RNA. RefSeq names its product protein shisa-like-1. The record is from RefSeq and is a predicted model, not a curated record. Bases 2624 to 3313 code for a protein of 229 amino acids. Lineage: Eukaryota; Metazoa; Chordata; Testudines; Geoemydidae. The transcript has 3 exons.